UUUCCAUCCUCAGCUGGUUGGCUGAGGCCUAAAAAUCCAAAGCCUGUAUCAAAGAAAGAAAGGAAGGAGAAGAAGAAAUGGAGCAGCCACCAGCACCACGUGAAUUACCGCCCCAUCUCCCUGAUGAACUCGUCAUUCUUGAAAUUCUCCCGAGAGUCCCUGUCAAGUCACUCUUGAGAUUCAGAUGCGUUUCGAAAUCAUGGCUUUCUUUGAUCUCAACACCACAUUUCAUCAGAGUCCAUCUCGAAAAAUCAUCCCAAAACAAAGAUUACAGCCGCCUCAGCCUCAUUGCACAUACUUCUGCCCCACGUUUUGCUUUCAAGAAUUGCUCUGUUCAGUCUUUACUGCAAGAACCGGUUACUCAUGCAGCUAAUAUUGAUUAUCCUGUUGAAAAGGCUCCUAGUUCAAUCUCUAUUGUGGGUUCUUGCAAUGGGUUGGUUUGCAUUGUUGUAGACUGUGAACAAAUUUAUAUAUGGAAUCCAUCAACGAGAAAAUCGAACAAAUUGAAAGAUUCAGGUUUUAUAAGAAAGCAGCAUUGCUAUACUAUUUACGGUUUUGGAUAUGAUGAGAUCAAUGAUGAUUACAACGUAGUGGCAAUUUUACGGGCUCUUAAUCAUGUGAAGAUUGAGACUAAGGUUUAUAGCCUAAAGAGUGACAAGUGGAGAAGGAUUGAGGAUAUUCCUGGCUGUUUCCCUUUUUAUAGUUGGGGGAAGUAUGUUGAUAGAAAGUUACACUGGCCAGGCUAUAGUGGUAAGCAAGACAGGGCUGUUGUUUCUUUUGAUUUAGCUCAAGCUAAAUACGGAGAAUUGAAGCUUCCAACUAAUGGAGAGGGAGCGUCCUUUCCGGUACUUGGAGUAUUAGGGAGGUGCCUUUCUGUAACUUAUGAGCAUCAGAGGUCCAACACUGUGGAUUUGUGGGUGAUGAAGGAGUAUGGAGUGAUGGAAUCUUGGACCAAAAUUCUUACUUUUCCAAGUUUUGGAAUUCGCGGUCCUGUGCCACUGUGCAUUUCAAGGAAUGAUGAAGUUUCAAUCCAAUUUGGAUCUACUUUCAGGCUGUACAGUUUGCAAGAUGAUUCGAUGGGAAAUCCUAAGACUAUCAACAUGGAUGGAUGCCGUGAUGCAACCAUCUAUGUUGAGAGCCUGGUUUCUGCAAGUGCUGCAGAAAAAGAUGAAAGGCGAUAUGGAUAACAAAGGCAAACAAUCUGUUUCAUUUCGUGAUUUCCAAGACAUACUUGUCGGACCCUUGAUCGAAAGCCUUGUAGAAGGCAAUACUAUUCAGUAUUCUGGAGAGAAAGAUUUAGUAGCAGUUGGUAAUAUAGUAGUUGACACAUCUCAUAUGUACAAGGAUGGAUCA
Messenger RNA from Coffea eugenioides, 1353 nucleotides. Its product is annotated as F-box/kelch-repeat protein At3g23880-like. Gene Ontology annotation, molecular function: protein binding. The record is from RefSeq and is a predicted model, not a curated record. The coding region runs from base 78 to 1187 and encodes 369 amino acids. The transcript has 2 exons. NCBI's taxonomy places the organism in Eukaryota, Viridiplantae, Streptophyta, Magnoliopsida, Gentianales, Rubiaceae.